Molecule: messenger RNA, 5841 nt
Organism: Larimichthys crocea (large yellow croaker)
Lineage: Eukaryota; Metazoa; Chordata; Actinopteri; Sciaenidae
Product: pleckstrin homology domain-containing family G member 3
Exons: 20
Coding region: 395-4732 (1445 amino acids)
Biological process (GO): regulation of establishment of cell polarity
Molecular function (GO): guanyl-nucleotide exchange factor activity; small GTPase binding
Source: RefSeq, a predicted model, not a curated record
AGUGUGUGUGUGUAUGUGUGUGUGUGUGUGUGUGUGUGCUCCACUACACUGUGAAAACUUGGACCGAGCCUUCGCGCUGACUUGUCCCGCCUCAAGCAGCUGUGAGCCGGUCACCGUGCAGAGUGAGAGCCCGCCGUGUGGAGCCCGGUGCUGGGCGUCAACCUGUCCGGACCGAACCUGCCUGACCGGCUCUGAUCGGUUCGACACCGAAACACGCCCAAAACACGGCGGUGAGCCAAGAACCGAGAGUGAGCGGGACAAGAGAGAGAACCGAGCCCGGACCGAAGGAAGGAUGGAGUGAAGGAGGGAAGGAGUGAAGGAAGCAGUGAAGGAAGCAGUGAAGGAAGCAGUGAAGGACGGGUUGGACCGGUCCAGAACAGCUCAGACACGUCUGAUGACGUUUGAACAAACUUUAGUAACCAGGUCAGAUUCCUUACCUGAUCAGAGCUGCAGACUGAGCAUGCUCAGACACGCUCACCUGGCUCAUCAUGGCUGCUGGUUACCACGACAACCAAGUGACAGUGUGAUGCCUGAAGGAUCUCGCAGCUCCUCCAAUGACGUCCCCAUGGAUGAAGACUCCCCCCGCCUGUCCAGCGCCUCCGUCAGCAGUACUGAGCGCGCUCCGUCAGCCACGCCCUCUGACAGCUCGGACCGCCGCCCGCUCAGCCUGAUCUCCACACUGUCCUCGGGCUCCGGGUCGUCCAGAGACGACCUCGCCCCGCCACCACCCGCCCACAGUGACAUCGACCUGAGCCCUGCUGGGGGCGCUGCCGAGAGCGAGGGGGGGUCGUGGCCACGCCCAGAGCCCGAGGGGAGUGGGCGGGGCCUCAACCUCACGCACACACCGAGCAGAGCCUUCAGUCGGCGCCAGCAGGUGUCGCCGUUUAUCAGCGGGAGCAUGGUGCCGAACCGUCAGCUGACCUACCUGGACCGGGUCGUCAUGGAGAUCAUAGAGACGGAGAGGACGUACGUCAGAGACCUGCGCAUGAUUGUCGAGGAUUACCUGGCUCACAUCAUCGAUCAGUGUGACCUGUCCAUCCGUCCUGAACAGGUGUGCUCUCUGUUUGGAAACAUCGAGGACAUCUACGAGUUCAACAGCGAGCUGCUUCAGGCUCUCGACCUGUGUGACAACAACCCUGUCGCCAUUGCCAGGUGUUUCGUCAUGAAGAGUGAAUACUUUGAUAUCUACACACAAUACUGCACCAACUACCCAAAUUCGGUUGCCGCGUUGACGGAGUGCAUGAGGAAUAAAACUCUGGCAAAGUUUUUUCGGGAUCGUCAGGCGUUGUUGAAGCGUUCGCUGCCUCUCGGUUCAUACCUGCUCAAACCUGUUCAGAGGAUCCUCAAAUACCACCUGCUGCUCCAGGAGAUAGCGAAGCACUUUGACCCAGAGGAGGAGGGUUAUGAGGUGGUGGAGGAGGCCAUCUACACCAUGACGGGAGUCGCCUGGUACAUCAACGACAUGAAGAGGAAACACGAGCACGCCGUCAGACUGCAGGAGGUUCAGUCUCUGCUGCUGAACUGGAAGGGUCCGGACCUCACCACGUAUGGAGAACUGGUUCUGGAGGGAACCUUCAAAGUUCAUCGAGCUAAAAACGAAAGAACGCUCUUCCUGUUUGACCGCAUGCUGCUCAUCACCAAACGCCGCGGAGAACACUACGUCUACAAGACGCACAUCUCAUGUUCCACUCUGAUGCUGAUUGAAAGUGCCAAAGACUCUCUGAGCUUCAGCGUUACUCAUUACAAACACCCCAAACAGCCUCACACCGUCCAGGCGAAGACGGUGGAGGAGAAGAAGUUGUGGGCUCAUCACAUCAAACGCAUCAUUCUGGAGAACCACCACGCCAUCAUCCCACAGAAGGCUAAAGACGCCAUCUUGGAAAUGAACCCUACAUACCCUCACAGGUAUCGCUACAGUCCUGAGCGGCUGAGGAAAGCUCUGUCCUGUCAGGCUGAAGAGAUUCACCGUAACAGCCGCCAGGGACGACGACAGUCCGAACCGACCAAACAGACGUUGAAGAGCAGCGGAGAUAAACACAGCUUCCUGUCUGAUGCAGCCGACUCAAAGCACUCUGGCAGUGAGGUGGUGGCACCGGGUCAGCCCACCACCAGGUCUGAGGCUGACCGGACUGCCGAGGAGGAGGAGGAUGAGGCGGGGGGGUUGUCUCAUCAGACGGUGGCAGAGGACAGCGAUCCGGAUCAGAACCUGCUGGAGGACGAGCAGGUAGACGACUUCGCCAGCUCCCUGCUGGCUGCCAUCUCGUGCUGGCAUUACAGGGCCCAGGUUCUGCUUUCAGCCGGGGUUACCGUGGUGACGGACGCUGAUGUCGACAAAAAUGGACGACUUCCUGAAGAAGACAAGCCAGCUGGAACUAAAGCGACCUGUGAGCAGGCCUCCACAGUACAGCUGCCACAGGAGAAGACGUCUGAACCUGCAGAACACCCUGGACCAGAACCGUCCUCUGAUCUGGACAGGUUGGCCUCUACGCCUCCGAGGAUCUCAGCGUCACCUCAAAGAUCAAAAGAACUGAAUCUAGAGCCGGCAGAGAAUCUGUCCUCUGGCACGCCAGAUUCAGACUCAAAGACUUUAAGCAGCGGGGAAUCAUCGUCGGAGGAGGAGGACGAUGUAAAGGGGGCAGCGGAAGAAGAGGGUGAAGCUAGCAGCAUCCUUCCUUCCUCUGUCCUGGACAAAGCCAGCGCCAUCGCUCAGCACUUCACCAACAGCAUCAAACGAGGCAGCCAGGACGACACCCGCUCCCUCGGCUGUGCUUCACCACGGCUGCCCAGCAGGACCGGCAGCAGCCUCAGCCUCAGUGCCGAUACCACCGAUCGACCUUUGCGGCUCAGCAGUGGCUGUUCUGAUGCAACGGAGACCUUCGCCGUGGCAGACUUGACCCUGCUGUCUCCUCGGGAUGACAGCCUCUUUGACACUGACCGAGGAAUUCGGCGCAGGCGGGACUCGACACUGUCCAGGCAGGACCAGUUACUGAUUGGCAAAAUCAAGAGUUACUAUGAGGACGCUGAGAACCAGGACGCGUCCUUCAGCCUCCAGCGUAGAGAGAGCCUGACGUACAUCCCGUCUGGGCUGGUUAGGAGCUCCGUCAGCAGGUUCAACAACAUCCCAAAGGAUGCACCUGUUCAGACAACCCCAUGCUCCUCCACCACAUCCUCCACUCUGCAGACUUCUUCAGCGGAGUCAAACUCAGCUUUGCCCACAGAUACCCGGGGUCACAUGGUCUCCAGUGACUCUUGGGACUUUCUGAAGUCCGAUCAGAGAAACACAGAUCCAGAAGAUUCAGAGGACAGCCACAGGUCCAGAUCACAGAGCAUGCGGGACAAUCUAUCUGAGGAUGAAGAGUUCAGACCGUCGUCUGAGAUGAUCAAGAUCUGGCAGACAAUGGAGCGAGAGAUCACCAGAAGUGAAGACAAGCGAUGUCGAGAAGCUCAGAGAGACUCCAGAGCGGACGACGUCUGCCGCUCGGACACAGCGAUGACGCCAAACAAGACCUGUGACGGAGAGAGCGGAGCAUCAGACCUCAGCACCAUCACAGAGGAAUCCACAAGUCCAUCGCCCAUCAAGCAUCGGACAGGAAGUCUGAAGGCGUUCAGGGAAGAGGCCUUCGUCCUCAGGGCACUAGUUCCUCGGGUCGCCCAGCUGAAGGCUGAGGCAGAGGUGGAUCGACCUGGUGAGGAUUCAAACCAGCUGGAUGACGUAGACAAGACGAAGAGCAAAGUCCUCCAUCUAGCUCGUCAGUACAGCCAGCGAAUCAAAACGACCAAACCGGUGGUCCGACAGCGAAACCAGGGCAUCCUGAUCAGCAAGAAGAGCUUACCUUGUGUGUUGGAGGAGAAGGAGAGCACAGGUAAACCCCACCUGACUCUGCCGCUGAGCCAUGCAGGCCAGAUCCGAUCUCUGACCACCGGCCUCGCCUGCAGCUCGUUAGGCAGCUCGAGAGUGGCCUCCCCGGGCCGGGCUCGCUCCCGCAGCCCCCUUAGCCCACCUCAGUCCUCCGCCAUCGAGGGCUUCAAUUGGCCUGAUGUCCGAGAACUCUGCUCCAAAUACUUGGAGCAUGGUCGCUCCCAGAAGAGCCCUGUAAGCCGGAGUCGCUCCAUCCCAGAGCAAAUGUUUGAUGGUGGACUGAGGAGGCACUCCAGUUGCUCCUCCAGCCUCCUCCUCCCUGACGGAGCUUCUGAGGAGGUUCCUUCAUUCAAGCUUCAGGACACCAGCAGAGAAGAGCGCAGAAAGCGGCUCCACAGAGCCAAUUCUCUGGACCCUCGGCUGAGCGGAGAGCAGCUGACCGAGCUGCAGAAGCUCCAGGACCAGGCUGCCAAUGGCAACUACAGCGGUUACUAUGUCGCAGCUGAGGCACCGUUACCAAACGACCCCGAACACAAGAUCGUCGUCGUGGAGAAGCUUCCAGAGGCCGAGUCAGAGCCUGCGGAAACCACCAAAGAAGAAGACGACAAGGACGACAACUACGUUCAGAUCCGCUCACCGACCAGCAGGGAGAAGAUCUCCAUCAUGGCUGUCAUCGACCGCUGCCGGGUCUACCAGGAGUCUGAUGAAUAUAAACAGAGGGAGGAGGUGAAAGCCAAAGCUGAGGCCGACACGGCAACAAACGAACGAGACAACGAGUCCCAGAAGACGAGCUCAGACUGUGGACAGAAGACAGACGGCGGUCAGCAGAACAUCGUGAAGAAUCUGAGAGACAAGUUCCAGAAUCUGAGCUGAGCACACUGAACAGCAAAUAUAAAACAUCAACAACACAACACAGAUUAUCUCUGCUUCUUCUGCUGUGAUCAUGGAAGAAUAAAACUAAUUCUUGUGCUUACUAAUUAUAAUUAUGUAUUAUAACAAGACAAAACAUCUAAAAGAUCCCAAAACAACAAACUUAGAUUAUGAGCUCUUUCCCAGCGUCCUCUCGGGCGUUUUGUAGAUAAAUCUCUGAAAAUCUGUAAAUAUCUUUCUACAGUCCACAAAGUACAAAUCCGGAAUAUUUUCUGUACAGUUGUUUCUCUGUGAUUUUAUGGAGUCUCAUUAGUUACUCAUCUGUGUGCUACGACAUAACUAACCACGACAUGUCGUCUCUCCGAAGCUCUCUGUUCAGACACAUCUCUAAAAAACAACUUUAUGAUUAGCCUAGCUUAGCACAAAGACUGUAAGCAGGGGGAAACUGUUAGCCUGGCCCCUCUACGGUCUGUGGUCAGCUCCACGAGCUGUCAGUCUUAAAAUGUUGAACUGUUUCUUUAAGAAAAUGAUCUAAAUGUUUGUCUGCGUCUCUUUCUUUUAUCAAAAUAUUUGAUAUUAAUAUAAUUGCAUAUUUAAACACAUUAAUGAUGACAAACGUCUCCAUGGUAACAGCCAUUCAGAUUAGCUGUGGCUUUGCUUUCCCUCCACAGAAUUUAUUGUCAAAAGGUAAAAACAUAAAUUAUGAUUGAUUUAUUUUAUAGUAACGAUGUAUUUCUUUAUUUUUGUGCCUUUUAUGUUUUCAGUUAUUUCCUCGUGAGUCAGGUUUCAUUCUUCAAACACACAACUAAUGUUUUACAGCUUAACAUCUGUAUUUAUUUUAGUUGCCCAGUGGCACAUUUGGAACUUGAACCUGUGACUACUGUUUAACCACUGAACCACCUGCACAUCAUGUUCAUCACUGUUAACAGGCUGUUCUGUCCAUCUGUACGCCGUGUUUGUCUCACCUGUUGUACAUAGAAACAAGUCCACUUUGUGUGUGUGUGUGUGUGUGUGUGUGUGUGUGUGUGUGUGUGUGUGUGUGUGUGUGUGUGUGUACACAUGUUUAUAUGAGCUCAGACUUAUGUUCCUCAUUAAAACCAAAUACAUCAUCA